AUGAGAGACGACUACACCGAGUGGGAGCGCUACUCGCAUCCUAACCCAGAUGAGGAAGACCCCCCCCCCCCCCCCCCCCCGACUCUGGACGAAAUACAAACUCUGCAAGAAUUUGCUGAGCGCUACAGCACAUCCGAUGCUAUACCAGCAGAUGACGCUGCUCGCAAGCUAAUGUCGCUCGCUGACGAGGACCGCGUAUUAUUAUUGGAUGCCGAUAUCGAUAUGCCGCGCUAUCAGCCUGCCGUUCUCAAGCUGGUUGAGGCUAUUCGCGCGCUUCCUAAGCUGGAAAGAACCGAGACGCAGAUCAGUACCGGGCCGUUUCGAGGACAAAAUUAG
This is a messenger RNA of Penicillium canariense, 336 nucleotides long. RefSeq lists its product as uncharacterized. Bases 1 to 336 code for a protein of 111 amino acids. Lineage: Eukaryota; Fungi; Ascomycota; Eurotiomycetes; Eurotiales; Aspergillaceae. The record is from RefSeq and is a predicted model, not a curated record. The transcript is spliced from 2 exons.